GCUCGAAACUAACACGGGCUUCCUGAAUGACCACAACCACCUUUUCUUUUUACAAGUGAGCCAAACAGUAUUUUGAUAUGUUUUGGUCCGUUGGGAUGGAAAGUUACCACAUGCAAUGUGUUGGAUGUGAUGAAACUGUUUCCUGCCCACCAGGAGAGGUCGGAGCUGGUCUCUCUCUCAGUGUUUCACAACAGAACACUUUAGGCCACGGCAGCCGAGGGGAUUGAGGAGAUGGUCUGUUUGUUGACAGGGUCUGUCAAACUUUCGCAAUCUUUCCCCGACAGAUCGUGAUCUACAGUAAGUGCAGGCCCUGGGGCUUGUAGUGCCGUCGAACAUGAACUCUGUCUCCAUCUGCUGGAUGAGACACGUUGGAUCGGCCAGCAUCCAGGCUUUAGUCUGAGUUCAGAGGCAGAUAGGAGACAACCGAAAUAGCUACCCCGGGCUCGGUUAUCUUCCCCCUCCGCCUGGGAAUCUGCCUCUUCUCGGCGAUGGCGGACAAGUGAAAGCAAUGGGGGAUGCUGUGAUGUAUCUGCGUUUCGGAUUUCCUCGCACUGCUCAGUUCCCUCCGCACCUCCGCCGCUGACCGCAGCAGCCGGGAGCGGGGUCCUGCCGUCCCGCGGAGUCACCGCGGCACCGAGGGGAGACACGCGCGGAACAUGGCCGCGAUGAGGACCCUCACCGCGGCGGGUCUGUUCCUGGCGUCCUGCGCGCUGGGGCUGAUCGCGGUGGCGAUCGGCACCGACAACUGGUACGAGACGGACGCGCGGCGGCACCGGGAGCGCUGCAAGAAUUACUCCAACAAAAGGAACGACCCCGGCUACAUCUACAUCUCCAACAGCAACCUGCCGCUCCGCAUGCUGCCGAAGGAGAAGCGCGUGGAGCGGGAGGGCUCCAGCGGCAGCGGCGAAGUGUUGCUGCGGGCCAGGCGGCACUUCUUGCCGCCUGCCGCGGCCAUGGAGUCGCUCUGCAGUCGGCAAUUCAACUCCACCAUCACCGGACUGUGGAGGAAGUGCCACCGAGGGGGCUUCGACUUGGAGAUAGAGGAUUUGAUCUUUAAAGGAUUGGUUCCGCGCUGCACACCAAUAAAAUACUACUACUCAUCAUCAGUGCUCCCCAGGAAUCUGCCCAUCAAUCUGACGAAGACAAUAAGGCAGGACGAGUGGCACGCGCUCCACCUCCAGAGGAUGACCGCCAGCUUCGUGGGCAUGGCCAUAUCCAUAAUCCUGUUCGGCUGGAUCAUAGGCGUGCUGGGCUGCUGUAAGGAGCAUGAUCUGAUGCAGUACGUCGCUGGACUUCUCUUCCUCAUGGGAGGGACAUGCUGCAUAAUCUCUCUUUGCACAUGUGUAGCUGGGAUCAACUUUGAACUGUCCCGCUACCCUCGCUAUAUGUUCGGCAUACCAGAGGACAUCAGCCAUGGUUAUGGCUGGUCUAUGUUUUGUGCGUGGGGUGGACUGGGCCUUACGUUGCUGGCAGGUUUUCUGUGCACACUCGCUCCUUCCCUCUACCCUCCACACACCCCCGUGGUGCACAAGCCCAGGCAGGAGAACGGCUGUGUCUGACAGGCCGCCGCACAUCUAACAGACACCUGUCUCAUCCUGAAACAGUGAUGAGCCCUGUUCCAGAGACAGUUUUACCCCGGGACUCAGCGAGGUGGAUUUGGCACAGAGACACCACAGGACACUGGCUCUCGCUCACAAGAACAUGACAAAAGAGGUGGCAUUUGACUGAAGACGAUUUCAGCUCCUCUGGUGCUUUUUUAUCUGUCCCUCUUCAUGAAUGAACUGCUCAGUGUUAUUGCUUGCUCCUGAAGAGAAGAAUAGAUAUACAAGAAUCUCUUCCUGUAAAAUCUGCUAAUUUGAGAGGAAGAUAAAAAAAAAAGAAAGAAAAAGAAACACUGGCAGAAGGCCCAUAGCACAACUUUGAGAUCUGUAUUGAACAUGGACGUGUACUGUCACAUUUCAAAGGGCAACUGUGUAUCAUUAUGUACCCAUUUAAAACAAGAUAUGUACAUGUACUUUUUAAACUGUAUGUAUGCAGAUGCAUUUGUGUUUAUUCAUGGAGAAAAAAAAGGCAUUGAGAGCAAACUGUGUUUGAGGGAAAUGUUUUGUUGUUCUCGAGGUCGUACCCCCAUCAAAAAUAUUUUUGAAAAAUAAAAAAGUCAUGCAAAACAA
Scophthalmus maximus (turbot) is the source of this 2171-nucleotide messenger RNA. RefSeq names its product transmembrane protein 276a (gene tmem276a). Gene Ontology annotation, cellular component: membrane. The transcript has 4 exons. Bases 657 to 1559 code for a protein of 300 amino acids. Lineage: Eukaryota; Metazoa; Chordata; Actinopteri; Pleuronectiformes; Scophthalmidae. The record is from RefSeq and is a predicted model, not a curated record.